UUAGUAUUUCAGUUUGGUUCUGCUGAGCCCUGUUAUGAUGUUCUAAAUAUUAUCCUGUUACAUGCUUUAUGCAGUCUUGAAAUGACAGCGUCACACCAUUCACCUCAGUAACACGGCUGAUAGCUUUGCAGGCAGCAUUUCAACGGCAGGGCACAAAACUGGACAUGCACACAAUAUUAAAACACACAGUGUUGGAAGUUCGUCUGAAGACCAAUUAGUGUUUUUACGAAAGGAACAGAGAGUAAUUUUUUACAGGGCAGCUUGUCUUUCCAUCUGCGUUGCAGGCAUGACAUCAGCGUCUCUUUGUUGAGACAGGAAAAUCUUAUCCCACUACCACUGUCAUAAAAGCAACACAAUAAUGAAAUGACAUCACAGCGGGCCAGUAAUUAAAUGAGCCCACUGCUGUCUUGGACUUUUUACAAGGCUGGGAGAUUGUGAACACAGCACGCAGGAUAACUGCAGCCCAGAAGCUACGGGCUUGUUGAGUGUGAAAUUCACACAUUUAUUUGAGUUUCUUUUUCUCCCCAUCGUGCCUUGCAUUAAAUAUAUACACACACACUCACAUCUCGUAGUGCCUCGCACUUAAAUCAGCCUCUUAGUUUGCUCACUGACUUGGGGAGUCGGGUGGCCUGGCAGAUGACACUUUAAGUCGCCUAAUCUCCGUGGCCUUCAGCCUGCCAUUAAAUGCGCUGCUCGAGGAGGAUGAGUUUAAUUAAUACAUUUCGGGCAAAAAACUCAUUAGCUCAGUGACCUGCAGGGCGCCAUCGAUACUCUGGCCGCACGGUUCCAGAGGCCAGCCCGCCUGACUGCGGGUGAUGAAUUAAUCACAGUGCUCCCGCCGAGCCUGGCAGCAGGAGAACGGCAGCACUCGGAUUCUUUGCUCCUGUCUCGCCACAGAAAAGGGGAAAACGGAACGUUUUUAUGGGUGACUUUACUCAACCUCUGGUUUUGUCAUUGCACAUUGUUACAAGGAGACUCAUUUGCAGCUUGCCGUCGCUGGUAGCGACGUGGGCUUUAACUUCCGCUUUUUAUAGGAUUGUGUACUGUGCCGGAGCAUCAUUUGCAUUUGAAAAAUGCUAAUUUCUUCGCUGCUUCUUUUAAGUAGCUGUAACUCCCAUUAUGUUUUUACAUAAAUUGUCAUUCGCUUUCCUUUCAUCAAAGAAAAGUAAUAUUCACAACUGGGUGUGUGGGGAGGGUCGGCUCACCGAGUGCUACUCUAAACAGGGAAGUAUUAAACACUUCAGACGGUAAACAAGCCUGAUCUCACUCCACCUCCCUCGGGGAGCCACAGCAUCGCCCGCCUGUUUACCAUGGGUACGCUCCCCGAAGAACUUCCAGAAAACUCCACUCCAACUUCAAAGACUUUCCAGAUGCGAGAGGAAGAAGAAGGACGAGAUUGAGAAAAAAAGAGACGAGCAGAGCUGCAGGGAAGCGAGCCAUGCCAAACUGAUACCAGUAACCGUAGCAGAGUUGACAGUGGAACUAUGUGUUAAGGAUUCCCCGUUUCCUGGAGCCCACUGAUAUUCUUCUUCAGCUGUUAGAGGAAGUCAUUUUGGCAAUGGGGAGGAAGAAGAUCCAGAUCACCCGCAUCGUAGAUGAGAGGAACCGACAGGUGACUUUCAUGAAGAGGAAGUUUGGUCUGAUGAAGAAGGCGUACGAGUUGAGCGUUCUGUGCGACUGUGAAAUCGCCCUCAUCAUCUUCAACAGCUCCAACAAGCUGUUCCAGUAUGCCAGCACCGACAUGGACAAAGUGCUGCUGAAAUACACCGAGUACAACGAACCCCACGAGAGCAGGACCAACUCUGACAUUGUGGAGGCCCUGAACAAGAAGGAGCACAGAGGCUGCGAUAGCCCCGAUGCCGACGCCUCCUACGUCCUCACGCCGCACACCGAGGAGAAAUACAAGAAGAUCAAUGAAGAGUUCGACAACAUGAUGAAGAGCCAUAAAAUAACCCCGGGCCCUCCACAGCAGAACUUCAUGCAUGGCAGCAUGUCGUACAGCCCCGGGGGAGGAGGAGGAGGAGGAAGAGGAAGAGGAGGAGGAGGAGGAGGAGGAGAGACCUCCCAUGCUUUAGCUGCAGCCACAGCAGCUCUGGCCGACAGUGGAAUCCUCUCCUCGCCUCACACACACCUCCAGAGAAACAUGAACCCCCCACACAGACCUCCCAGCACUGGGAACACAGGUGGCCUGCAGAGCAGUUCUGAUAUGGCUCUGCAGAACGGGUCUGGACCAGUUGUGAACGGUUUCGUGGGCUCGCCUGGUGGAGGCAGCUUGGUGAAACUCAUCUCGCCCAAAUCUCCUUCUCCUCUUCCACAUCUGGGGAACAACCUGGUCCCCGCCAGCCACAAGACAGACCUCCGAGUGGUCAUCCCUCAGUCCAAAGGGCUGAUGCAAUCAUUGGGUAGCCAGAGGCAGAGUCCGUCCAGUCAGUCGCUGUCCACCCCGGUGGUCUCCGUCAACACACCCAGCCUGCCUCACCAGAGUCUGGUGUACUGCGGCAUCAGCUCCGCCUACAACAACGAUUACGCGUUGAGCAGUGCGGAGCCGCCGGGCUUCGGCUCCCCUGCAGGUCACUCUAUGGGCUCCAUGACAGCCUGGCAGCACCAGCUGGGCUCACUGGGGUCUGGAAGCACCAACCACCACCUCCACAUCAAAGCCGAGCCGAUCUCACCGCCCCGCGACCACCUCAGCCAAGGGUCGGGGUACAUGACCCACGCUCACGCCCCUCCCCAUCCCCUCUCGUCCACCAGAGCGGAGAUGGGAAGGUCUCCCGCAGACAGCGUCAGCUCCUCCUGCAGCUCCCACGAGGGCGGCAGCGACCGGGAGGAGCAGCAGCGGCUGGACUUCCUCACGCUCCCCAUGAGUCGGUCGGAGGGCAGUGAGAGUCCGACGGUCAAACGAAUGCGGAUGGACAGCUGGGUGUCGUAGACGCAUGCCGACACAUGGCCGGGGAAAACACAGGACGGGCGCUGUUAAUGCAAAAUUGAUGUGUGUGGAUUGAUGUGUUCUGUUAUUUCUAUUCAGUUCUCUUUUUUUUUUUUUGGCUUUUUUUUUCAGAAGGUUUGAGCAAAAAUCUGCUUAAAAAUUCUGAAUCCGUCCAAAUCAUCUCAUCCCAUCUUUCAGAAAAAUCUUACUGAACACAUAACAUGACGUCCUUUUCUAACAUAAACCAUCACAGACUUUUAUUGUGGUUCCACUUGCAGUACAAUCUGUCAUUUUGUUGUGACCAUCCAGUGGAAUGCAGUGCUGCAAACAGAACAAUGAAGAAAGGUGAGAUUAGUGUUGUCAGUGAUGGUAAAGUAGUGAAGGGCUUCUGGAUGUCUCCCACCGGGUGUCACCCGAUUCAUUUCUGAUCUUCUCAGGGUUUGAAACAUUGAACAAGUCUAACGUGAAAGCAAUACUCCCUCGCCAUCACCACCUUCUCUUUAUAGAACCAUAUAUUUAUAUCAGCCAAAGCAGUAUGCUGUGCUUGUUUGUUUGUGUUUUUAUAUUGUGCACAAAAUAAGACAAUAAUUCAGAUUCAGAUCAACGGAACGCCACGGAUGCUUGUUCUGUAUGUGCUAUCCAAAUAUGUUGUUAUUGUUUUGUACAUACUCUCUUUAAUAUAUAUCACUUUUGGUGUAACUAUAUAUUGUUGGUCUGCCUGUUGCAUCGGCCUGGUUCAAAUAUGACACCUCCAACAGAUUUUACAAAGGUAUAUUUAUGUUGAUUCCAACAAGUUAUUGGUCCUUUCUUUUCUUUUCAAGUGUUUCUUGAUGUUUCACCUCUAUUGUGAAAUAAACGAAAGGGACUUGCACUCUAGAAAAUAUUUUGUAACGGUCAAAAACAAAUGUAGGUCUUCAGAUAUUGUUUUACUAUAAAAAAAAAGGUAGCAAUAAAAAGUGGUAAAACUGCUAGAUUUUUGUCUUACAGCCACUGCAGGUCUGAAUUUGGGACAAUUGAUGAAGUUAAAAGGGGAUACAUGAGCUCAUGGGAUGAGGAGAAAUCUGCUUUAUUACGUAAUUACAAGAGGAAUCUCAUGUCGCUUUCACGACAGUGAAACACGCGAGUGAAAAGUUGCACUUAUGUAAUGUACGUUUGUACGUGAACGCAAUUCCUCUAAUGUGUACUGUAUGUAAAGGUGCAAUGAAUAUAUUAAACUAAACUAAAAAGCAUUUGAA
Molecule: messenger RNA, 4161 nt
Organism: Gasterosteus aculeatus aculeatus (three-spined stickleback)
Lineage: Eukaryota; Metazoa; Chordata; Actinopteri; Perciformes; Gasterosteidae
Product: myocyte-specific enhancer factor 2A
Biological process (GO): positive regulation of transcription by RNA polymerase II; cell differentiation
Molecular function (GO): DNA-binding transcription factor activity, RNA polymerase II-specific; histone deacetylase binding; RNA polymerase II cis-regulatory region sequence-specific DNA binding
Source: RefSeq, a predicted model, not a curated record